AUGCCGGAGAAGACAUACAAAGAGAUGAAGGAGGCGUGGGUGACGGGUCACACCGGAAGCUCUGUCGCCGAAGUGAAUAGCGUCUCCCUCGCAAUGCCUUUGAGCAUCCUGCUGUGGUCUGUAUUACAACAACGACUUCGACUAUUCAUCCCGUACACGUCAGCCGCCUGCUUCGUCGACUUCCUCCUCAAUUGCGCCGCAACACUCUGCGCAACGACCAUCUACUCCUCGUCGCCAUGGGCCCUGAAUUUCCUGCUGCUACUACCAGUAGUUGGCCUACUUAUCCUCGAACAACCAGCUACAGCCAAACGAGACGUACCACGGCCGCUGAAGAAGGACAAGCCCGCAGAGACGAAGCUCGAUGCUCUACCGGUGAAGCCUUUCAUCACACAUUAUAGGGGUGCUAUGAUGGUCAUGACAUGUGUUGCGAUCCUGGCUGUGGACUUUCCCAUCUUUCCACGGCGCUUUGCGAAGGUCGAGAACUGGGGUACAUCGUUGAUGGACAUGGGUGUAGGAUCAUUCGUUUUCACAGCCGGUGUGGUCUCUGCUCGAUCAGCAUUGAAGGAGGGUUCUGGCAGGAGGCCACCGCUAUCGAAACGCUUGAUCACGUCCUUCAGACAUGCUAUACCACUGCUGGUCCUCGGCACGAUCCGUUUCAUCUCUGUCAAAGGUCUCGAUUAUGCUGAGCAUGUCACAGAAUACGGAGUGCACUGGAACUUUUUCUUUACUCUCGGCUUUCUGCCCCCUUUUGCCGCUCUGCUGCAAAUCAUUUUCGACCUGGUACCUUCUUACACCGUGCUCUCCUGUGUCCUCGCAGGUCUGUAUGAGCUGGCUCUUGACAACACAUCACUCGGUGCUUUCAUCCUAACUGCACCACGCACAGACCUGCUGUCCAAGAACCGCGAAGGUAUCUUCUCGUUCGUUGGCUAUCUUGCUAUCUUCCUCGCUGGUCAAUCUCUGGGUUUGUCUGCGCUGCCCAGACAGCAGCCACUAUCCAAAGGUGCCUCGGCUAUGACAAAGUUACGCCAAACGACACUCGGGCGACUCGCCCUCACUUCUGUCAUGUGGACAGCUUUCUUCUACUUCUCGACUAGCUACUAUGGUCUUGGGCUCUCCGUAUCUCGACGCCUUGCCAACCUCCCCUACUUCUUAUGGGUGUCCUCCUUCAACAGCUACCAGAUCACGAUCGUCUGCGCCAUCGAAAGUGUUCUAUUUCCAAACCUUUACAGGGCUUCCACAAAGGAAGAAGAAGUCCGGAGAACCAGAGACGCCACAAGCACUGUGCUGUAUGCUUUCAAUCGCAAUGGUCUUGCAGUUUUCCUGGUUGCUAAUCUGUUGACUGGCCUUGUCAAUAUGACGAUACCGACCCUCCACAUAGGCGUCCUGCAGUCGAUGGCGGUACUUGUGGCAUACAUCGCUACUGUGACUGGACUCGCUGUGGGCUUGGACCGUAACAACGUGUCGAUCAAACUGUAAAGGCCUUGUUCAAGAGCGAUUGUGGCUUCUAGUGCUCUACUCCAAUCGAUGACUGGCUCGACGUUGCCUUCCUCUAGAAUCUCCUCAUAGGCUGCCACCCAUCUGUUCAUCAGGUAUACAACCUCUCCAGGGAACCUCGCACUAAAUCCGUCUUUCAACAGUCGUCAGGUCUCCUAUGCGCUGGUAUGCUAGCGAUUGUUCAACGCCACUUCUAGCGUCUGGUCUUGGAACUUGUCUGGAUCUCCAGAUCACGAUGGGGCGGUCGAGUCGGCGAGCUGGACGGUAAUUCUCCAUCCAUUCGAUCUGCGCCAUACGCAAUAUCAGAAUUACAAAGUCUGUAGCGACUGAGCUGUAUCUCCCAGGUCCAACAGCGAAUCUGGCCUAAACCGGCGUCUUGGCCACAUCACUACAUCUGAACUCCUAGCAAUCUUCAAGAACCUGCCCUCCACUGCUAUGUCGUAGUGUACGCCUGCGAAGAGCCCAG
Macroventuria anomochaeta is the source of this 1960-nucleotide messenger RNA. RefSeq names its product GPI-anchored wall transfer protein 1. Gene Ontology annotation, biological process: protein localization to plasma membrane; GPI anchor biosynthetic process. Gene Ontology annotation, molecular function: glucosaminyl-phosphatidylinositol O-acyltransferase activity. Gene Ontology annotation, cellular component: membrane; endoplasmic reticulum. The coding region runs from base 1 to 1476 and encodes 491 amino acids. The transcript is spliced from 2 exons. NCBI's taxonomy places the organism in Eukaryota, Fungi, Ascomycota, Dothideomycetes, Pleosporales, Didymellaceae. The record is from RefSeq and is a predicted model, not a curated record.